Molecule: messenger RNA, 1513 nt
Organism: Coccinella septempunctata (seven-spotted ladybird)
Lineage: Eukaryota; Metazoa; Arthropoda; Insecta; Coleoptera; Coccinellidae
Product: serine protease snake-like
Exons: 5
Coding region: 178-1386 (402 amino acids)
Biological process (GO): proteolysis
Molecular function (GO): serine-type endopeptidase activity
Source: RefSeq, a predicted model, not a curated record
AAAUUCUUACAGUAGGUAUAUAGUGUAUAUGUAUAUGUAGAUAAUGGGGAUUUUUAUCCACGAGAAAAUCUUAUCAUUGAGGAAUCCCCAGUCCAUUCCAUUUGAAUGUCAUUUGUAUCAAAGCAGUAACUGAAUUAUAGUGUUUCGUGGGAUCAAGUGAAAUUAAUGUAGGAAAACAUGUAUUUCGCUGUUGUACUAUUCGUUUGCGCUGUUUCUCUUGUGGGUGGUUUGGAAGAAGGCGAUUCGUGCAUUUUAAACAGCACUGGCCAGCAAGGCAUUUGUAAAACGAUACUUAGCUGUCCGAGGGCUUUGGAAGAAAUCAAGCAUCAAAAAUUCCCACAAACAUGUGGCUUCGCUGGAUCUGUACCCAGAGUAUGCUGCGUUGAUAAGCCACCACCCAUCAAAACAACAACUACCACCACAACCCAAAGUACCACCAGUAAAAGAACAACACCACCAACAAAGCCAACUCCACAGAUAUCUUCGAAUGCGAGCUAUAUUAAUCCCUACAAACGGAAUACUCCAGGUUAUAAGAGUUUUGAGAAAUGUCUGGAAUAUUCGAAGCUGGUUUUCACCUAUGAGAAACCACCAAUUUUGAUAAUCGACAAAGAUGAGAUAAAGGAGAACACUUGUGGUUUCAGAGUUGUUCCUCUGAUCGUUGGCGGAGAACCUGCAAACCGUCGAGAAUUCCCUCAUAUGGCUCUUGUAGGAUAUGGCCCAUCGGAUGACACUCAGUGGCUUUGCGGCGGAAGUCUGAUAAGCGAAAACUACGUUCUGACCGCUGGACAUUGCUUGAUAUCCACAGAAUUAGGAAACGCCAGCAGGGUCAGGUUGGGCGUUACAGAAAUCCACAAUCCCAGUCACAGGCAAGACAGGAAAGUGAUAGAUCUGAUCAGGUAUCCGGACUAUCUGCCACCUUCCCUCUACAACGAUAUAGGACUGUUGAAGCUGGAGAAAAACGUAGCCUUCGACAUCUACGUAAGACCUGCCUGCUUGCACACUUCUGUUAAUCCACUGGGUCAGAAGGCCAUCGCUACGGGUUGGGGCAGAACUGACUUUGUGGGAUACUCGAGCGAUCAAUUACUGAAAGUCACCCUUGCCCUGUCAGAUCCAGUCGCUUGCUAUGAUUCCUUCACAAAAAUUUCAAAGCUAAGGCUGGAGAGGGGUAUUGAUGAUAAAAUUAUGGUUUGCGCCGGAUCUGUCGGUCAAGAUACAUGUCAGGGUGAUUCUGGAGGACCCCUCCAAAUCUACAGCCCCAUCGAUUGCAUGUAUGAAGUUAUUGGAGUGACCUCCUUUGGAAAAGCUUGUGGCAUUGGAAAGAAUCCAGGAGUAUAUACGAGAGUAUCUCAUUUUGUCGACUGGUUGGAAAAAGUGGCAUUUCCAUAAAGAAAUUGAUGGAAUGAAUGUGUUCGAUGAAAACCUACCUAAGACGUAGAAUAAUUUAAUUUUUUCUUUUUAUUUUUUACUUAAUAUUAUACGAAUGCUUGUUGUUUUAAAUAAACUGUUAAUACGA